GUUUGGUCACUCCUCUCACUGCCCCCAGCUGGCUCACACAUGGCAACACGCCCAGCCGCUCUCGCAGCCGCGGCCGGCGUAGCGGUCGGCGUAGUGGUCGGAGCAGCGCUGUCGGCGCUGUGGCGAAGGCGUAAACGCGCCGCCGAGCAAGUGAACGAGAGCACAAUCAGGCUGAUGACGCGUGUGGCCAUCGAGAGCGGCGCCGUCAAUCUCAGCCAGGGGUUUCCGAACGAGCCGCCACCGCGCGAGAUGGCGUGCGCGGCGGCCGGGGCACUCCUGUGCGGAGCGUCGGCUGAUAGCGCCGCCGCUGCUGCCGCAACCCUCGAGGCGACGGGCCCGCGGGCUGAAGAAACCGACGCGCUCAACCAGUACUCGUUCCCUUACGGCGCACCUGAGCUUCGGCGAGCGGUGGCCAAGUACUACGCCCAGCGCUUCCCCGGGGCGUUCGCUUACGACGCUGACGAGAACAUCACGAUCGUCGCGGGCGCGACCGAGGGUUUUGCGGCGUGCAUUCGCGCGCUGGCGGAGCCCGGCGACGUCAUCGCGUUCUUUGAGCCCUGCCACGAGCUUUAUCCCAGCCAGCUCGCGCUCUUCGGCAUGCUGCCGCGAGCCGUAACGCUGACGGCUCACGAAACCGACUGGUCGUUCGACGCCGCCGAGCUCGAAGCGGCGCUGCGAGGCGCGAGACUGUUCCUCUUCAACGACCCGCACAACCCAACGGGACAUCGCUUCUCGUCGGCUGAGCGCCGCCUCAUCGUGAAACUUUGCCGCAAGCACGGCGUCCUUAUCGUCACCGAUGAGAUAUACGAAUGGAUACUCUACGGUAGUGACAUCGACGUCCACGAACCGCUCGCGGUGCUCGACCCCGAGAACGUGGUGAUUGUGUCCUCUAUCUCGAAGACGGCACGCGCGACGGGCUGGCGAAUAGGGUGGGUCGUUGCGUCGGCGCCGAGAACCCAGCGCAUACGAGCCGUACACGACCAGCUCGUCGCGUGUGUGGCCACACCGCUGCAGAUAGGCGUCGCGCGCCUCCUGGAGAUGGACAAGGCACGGUUCGCGGAUCUUCGGGGCGAGUACCAAACAAAGCGCGACGUGCUCGGGGCGGCGCUGUCGAAGGCCGGCUUCGACCUCGGCCCUGAACCAAAAGGGGCCUACUAUUGGUUCGUCGGUUACAAAGGAGUGCCUCAGCUGCAGUCGUUGGACCCGCUGGCGGCCGCGAUGAUCAUGACGCGAGAGUACGGCGUCGCAUGCGUGCCGGGGGACAAUUUCUACGUGUCCGCGCGGCGGACUGAUGCGGCGCACGGCCAGCGGUACCUGCGCUUCGCGUUCUGCCGGUCGCUCGGCGUGCUGCAAGCCGCGGGCGAGCGCCUGGCGGCGAUGUCUGUUUAA
Molecule: messenger RNA, 1389 nt
Organism: Pelagomonas calceolata
Lineage: Eukaryota; Pelagophyceae; Pelagomonadales; Pelagomonadaceae
Source: the annotation of a GenBank genome assembly